Molecule: messenger RNA, 535 nt
Organism: Delphinapterus leucas (beluga whale)
Lineage: Eukaryota; Metazoa; Chordata; Mammalia; Artiodactyla; Monodontidae
Product: histone H2B type 1-C/E/F/G/I-like
Cellular component (GO): nucleosome
Molecular function (GO): protein heterodimerization activity; structural constituent of chromatin; DNA binding
Source: RefSeq, a predicted model, not a curated record
CAUUUUAUUUUUCGUGUUUUGAGGUUUUAAAAUGCCAGAGUCAGCCAAGUCCGUUCCUGCCCCGAAGAAGGGCUCUAAGAAGGCAGUGACCAAGGCGCAGAAGAAAGAUGGCAAGAAGCGCAAGCGCAGCCGCAAGGAGAGCUAUUCCGUGUACGUGUACAAGGUGCUGAAGCAGGUCCACCCGGACACCGGCAUCUCGUCCAAGGCCAUGGGCAUCAUGAACUCGUUCGUCAACGACAUCUUCGAGCGCAUUGCGGGCGAGGCGUCGCGCCUGGCGCAUUAUAACAAGCGCUCGACCAUCACGUCCAGGGAGAUCCAAACGGCCGUGCGCCUGCUGUUGCCCGGGGAGCUGGCCAAGCACGCUGUGUCUGAGGGCACCAAGGCUGUCACCAAGUACACUAGCUCCAAGUAAACUUGCCAAGAGGAGCAAAUGGGCUUUAGAAAUGUAUUUUCCCACCACUGGUCACUGCUGGACACUGUUGCAUCUCACAAAUAAGUCAAUGAAAAUGAUACUAGAAGAAGAUAAAAGGAGGUA